This is a messenger RNA of Abrus precatorius (Indian licorice), 960 nucleotides long. Its product is annotated as cationic peroxidase 1-like. The transcript is spliced from 3 exons. Lineage: Eukaryota; Viridiplantae; Streptophyta; Magnoliopsida; Fabales; Fabaceae. The coding region runs from base 1 to 960 and encodes 319 amino acids. Gene Ontology annotation, molecular function: peroxidase activity; heme binding. Gene Ontology annotation, biological process: hydrogen peroxide catabolic process; response to oxidative stress. The record is from RefSeq and is a predicted model, not a curated record.
AUGGCCUCGCAUGGGUAUUUCUCAGCUCUUCUUCGUGCACUUGUGCUUGCAAUUCUUGCAACCUCCGCUUUCUCACAAUUGUCACCUAAUUACUAUGACUACUCGUGCCCCAACGCUUUGAGCACAAUCAAAAACGUCGUGGAGGCUGCCGUGCAGAAAGAGAAUCGUAUGGGCGCUUCUUUGCUACGCUUGCACUUCCAUGACUGCUUUGUUAACGGUUGUGAUGGUUCAAUUCUUCUUGACCCCUCACCAACCAUUGACAGUGAAAAGAAUGCAAAUCCUAAUUUCCAAUCUGCUCGAGGGUUUGAAGUGGUGGAUGCGAUCAAGCAAGCGGUGGACGAAGCAUGUGGACAACCAAUUGUUUCUUGUGCUGACAUUUUGGCUGUGGCCGCUAGAGACUCUGUGGUUGCGUUAGGGGGACCCACAUGGGACGUGCAACUCGGAAGAAGAGACUCCAUAACAGCAAGUCGUGAUGCUGCAAAUGCAGAGAUUCCAGCACCAUUUUUCAGUCUUUCUCAACUUAUAAGCAACUUUCAAAACCAUGGUCUUGACGAGAAGGACCUUGUUGUUCUUUCUGGAGGCCACACCAUUGGAUUUGCACGUUGUGUUUCGUUUAGGGACCAUAUCUACAAUGAUUCUGACAUCGAUCCCAACUUUGCACAACACCUUGCAUACAUUUGCCCAAAAGUUGGUGGUGACUUCAACCUUUCUCCUCUUGACCCAACACCUGCGAACUUUGACGUGGCUUAUUUCUCUUAUUUGGUUCAAAAGAGUGGUCUUCUUCACUCUGAUCAGGAACUCUACAAUGGUGGUUCUACUGAUGCACUAGUUAGCCAGUACAGCUAUGAUGCCCAAGGUUUCUUUCAGGAUUUUGGGAACUCCAUGAUUAAGAUGGGAAAUAUUCAACCCCUCACUGGGGAUCAAGGUGAAAUUCGUGUUAACUGCAGGAAAGUGAAUUAA